This is a messenger RNA of Protopterus annectens (West African lungfish), 1705 nucleotides long. RefSeq names its product N-terminal glutamine amidase 1 (gene NTAQ1). The coding region runs from base 953 to 1564 and encodes 203 amino acids. The transcript has 7 exons. Gene Ontology annotation, molecular function: protein-N-terminal asparagine amidohydrolase activity; protein-N-terminal glutamine amidohydrolase activity. Gene Ontology annotation, cellular component: cytosol; nucleus. The record is from RefSeq and is a predicted model, not a curated record. NCBI's taxonomy places the organism in Eukaryota, Metazoa, Chordata, Ceratodontiformes, Protopteridae.
UCGCACACGUACGUAGGCUCAAAUCAAAUGCUUUUGCAAGCAAGAAUGGUUUGUUUGUGUCACUCGCGCCUGCUUUAUAGUAGCUCCUUCCUGCUUUCCUCGCUCUUGGGUUUAUUUUCUACUGCUUAGAAGUUCCUGACUUAGUCUGCAAUGGAUAUAUUCAUUCUCGCUCGCUUGUUGGAUUUAUAAACUCCUCUACAUCUGUUCCGGGGCCAGCUGGAGUAGAUAAUCUCAAUACUAGUUCGGAAUUUUUGUCGUUGGCAUCUUCUGUUAAGAAAGUAACAUGCUCUGCUUUAAAGUCUGAAAGUGGUGGUUUGUUAAAGUAACAAAAACAGCCGGUAAAUGGCCUAUACUUCUGUCUGAGAUAUGACACUGUGAUGCAUACAGAAUAUUACUCAGCUGCAAUGAACUUAUAGCACAGAUAAAGGAGACCAUUAAUGUAGCCUUUAAAAGUGCUGCACUUCACAGCUGUAUUUUUAAUUGUGCAGACCAUCCAUUUUUGAAGCCGUAGACGACCUUAGAUGUUCUAAAUCCUGGAAAGACUGAAGAAAACUGUAUCAACAGGAUCAUUGUUGUAGAAACAAUUAAUAAAAGUAAAAACUAGCAUCAUUAUCUGUCUUUGUGACAGCUGCUAAGGGAUAAAACAAUUUCUUCAAAGUGAGAUACUGUUAUCUACCUAUGGGCUACUUGGCAAACUCAACAUUUAUUCAGAAUUACCUCCAGAAGUAUGUUGGUUAUUUAGAUUACAGGCCAUGAAGUGCAUGGUUCUUGCUAAUUUGCUACCUGAAAUGGAAAGUAGCCACUAGCAGUGUAAUGCUACAGUACAGAACAGAUAAUAACUUAAAGGUAAAGGCACCUUACUGCAAAAAUCUUUGACUGGAUCACUUCUUGUUGACAAGUCUCUCUCAGACAAUGACAUAAUUAUUUUUGCUUCACCAGUUCACGUAUCACCAUGGAUGUACCUCGCUCAUCUUUCACUGCAUAUACAAGUCUGCUGCCUCCAAAAAAAGACUGCACCUACAUGAGUUGCUAUUGUGAAGAAAAUGUUUGGAGGCUUUGUGAUCAUGUCAGAAAUGAAGGAACAUUUUCACUCGAAGAAUGUUAUGCUGUAUUUAUAUCAAAUGACAAGCGAAUGAUACCUUUAUGGAGACAGUGUGCUGGCCAUGGAGAUAAUCCUGUGAUAUGGGAUUACCAUGUGAUUUUCCUACAUACUCCAGCUGGGGACCAGAGUUUCAUUUAUGACCUUGAUACAACUCUGCCUUUUCCAAGUCCUUUCAGUACUUACAUAGCUGAAGCAUUUAAAUCAGAUGCACUUUUGCGUCCUGAUUUCAGAAGGAAGUUGAGAAUUGUUAGGGCAGAUGUGUACCUGAGGACCUUUGCUUCAGAUCGAUCUCACAUGAGAGAUGCCAGUGGUAGAUGGAAGAAACCUCCUCCACCUUUUCCCUGCAUUGGAACUUCAGAUUCAAAGAUGAACCUAGAUGAUUUUAUCAGCAUGAAUCCUGAAGUAGGAUGGGGUGAUGUUUUCACACUCACAGAAUUUAUAAACAAGUUUGGACAAGUAUAAUGUAAAGGUGGAGUUAAUGUAGAAAAGAAGAGCUGGAAGACCUGGAUGUCAUUGCUGAAGACAAGGAAUGUAAAAUAAUUUUAAAUAAAAUAUCUAAAUGUAAUUAACCACAGUGAAGAAUAAAAUAUUAAGUAUAACACA